Penicillium canariense is the source of this 672-nucleotide messenger RNA. RefSeq names its product DUF899 domain-containing protein. Lineage: Eukaryota; Fungi; Ascomycota; Eurotiomycetes; Eurotiales; Aspergillaceae. Bases 1 to 672 code for a protein of 223 amino acids. The record is from RefSeq and is a predicted model, not a curated record. The transcript is spliced from 2 exons.
AUGGAGUCUUCUCAGAAAGAGAGAAAGGUUGUCGGUGCGGACGAGUACCAGAAGGCACGGGUAGAUCUUCUCAAGCAGGAGAAAGCAGCCACGCAGCUCCUCCAGCAGCUGGCCGCAUCUCGCCGCGAGCUUCCCAUGGUCCAAGUGCCCAACCCCACUCGCUUCAAAUUCGACACUCCAGCGGGAGAAAAGACGCUAGUCGACCUCUUCGACGGCCGCAAGCAGCUCAUCCUUUACCACUUCAUGCUAGCUCCCCACGAGACCCAAGGCUGUGUGGGGUGCUCGUUCUGCAUGGACCAUAUUCCUGAUCUACGCCAUCUGCAGAGCAGAAACACAUCCUUUGCUGCUGUUGCAACGGCGCCUUUGGAUGAAGUCACCGCCUAUGCAGAUCGCAUGGAGUGGAAGUUCCCAUUUUACAGCUCUGCUAAGACACAUCAGGCGUGGGCUGAGGCGGAGAAAGCAGGUGAGACGAUCACCUGGAAGCCGGGGAAUGGGUACUUCGGGCUGUGUUCCUUCUUGAAGGACGGUGAUCAAGUGUUCCAUACAUAUGAUACUACCGACCGUGGGUUGGAGAUCAUACUAUCUACGUAUCAUCUGCUGGAUAUGACUCCGAUGGGCCGGCAGGAGGUGGGCAAUGGCAUGAAUGAUUUCCGUCGUCAUUAUGAGUAUUGA